Molecule: messenger RNA, 7355 nt
Organism: Coregonus sp. 'balchen'
Lineage: Eukaryota; Metazoa; Chordata; Actinopteri; Salmoniformes; Salmonidae
Source: the annotation of a GenBank genome assembly
GUUGAUGAGAAUAUUGCUGUCUGAUGGGCUUUUAUGUGGUCAUUUGAGUAUCAGGAGCUUUGCCUUUGAAACUUCCUCUUUAAUACUAUUUUAUGAUAUCAUCAACCUAAACUGUCUGCUGAAGCAUCUAUGAACUUUGCACUGAAGAGGACCUUUGAGUUAUUCAUUGAUGCAGGACCAAAAACAUAGAUGAGAACAGUCUGAUUUGUGUGACAAAGACCAUCCUUUAAUGAAGUGCAAAGAUUACUCUGGAUUUGAUGGACUGCUGUAUUGGCUGGUUGGUAUCAUAUUCAUAUGGCUGCAUAUUUGUAACCGUUUUAAUGUGUAAUGGUAAAAUGCACUGUUAACAUGGCAUGUCCACAAAAUCAAAAAGCUCUUACAACAUGGUAGGUAAAUACAUACUUCAAAGUCCUAAGUAAUUCACAAGCUUAGAACUACAACUCCCAGAAGCCUCUGCUGCUUCCCUGUCCCUAUCAUAACAUAUAUCGUCACAUGGACGCUGUUCCUAUAAAUAAACCCAGUGCACUCAUGUUGAUUUUGUUAUCUGUCACGCUAAUAUUUAUCAAUGGAAAAUCCUGCAAUAAUGGAAAUGACAGCUUCACGGCGUUCGAACUUUGGAGAUAUUGGUGAGUCUUCGAUUUGGGGAAACUGUGGUUAUCAUCUUUUCAAUCUGACCUACAUACAUUCCAAUUAUGGACGGUAAAGUGGUAAAUGUAAAUAUGUUUGCCUUUAUUCAUUGCCCAACAAUGUUCAUUGGAUGAACGCAUAAUUGCGCAACCAAUGCCUAAAUACGCAACAGGUCGCGUUUGAGCCAGAGCCUCUCCCCUUCCUACUAGGGUUUUGGGCAGACCGAACCGCGUUGCAUGAGGCCGCGUCCUUAGGCAGGGCCCUUCAAGUGAAACAGCUGGUUGAGGAUGGAGCAGCUGUAAACAUGGUGACAGUAGACAACAUCACUCCGCUUCAUGACGCUUACAUCCAGGGACAUCCAAACUGUGCCCGACUUCUACUAGAUGCAGGGGCUCAGGUGAGACAGCUAGGGCUAAAUAUAUAGAGCUGUAGAACGAUAAUGACACAUUUCAUAUUGGGUAGCAGGAGACACCAAUACACCUACAGCAUGUGUAGCAGUAGUGGUCCCCUCCAUCUAUCUCUCCAUUCCUUCCUCUAUACCCCCUCUCCCCCAGGUGGACGUGAGGACCAUCCAUGGCAGCACUCCUCUCUGUAACGCCUGUGCUGCGGGGAGCCUGGAGUGUGCAAAGAUGCUGCUGGAACAUGGAGCCAAAGUCAACCCCUCCCUCACAGCACUCACUGCCUCUCCCCUGCAGGAGGCCUGCAUAAAGGGUAAGACUGGGGCAUGAUGAGGGGUUAUAUGACUGGGGAAAUAGUGUUAAGACAGGGUCAGGUGGACUGGAGGAGGGAAAAAACAGGGCAAGAGAGGGAAGACUGGUGGAAUAGGUUUUUAGAAGGAGAGGUAAGAGGACUUGAGAGGACUGGAGGAAGAGCUAAGAUGAGGCGAUAAGGGGCGAGUGAGGUAGGAGUGCAAGAGAAGGGGUGGGUUGUGAGGAGGAUUCACAGUAUGUGUAUAGAUGUGUGUGAGUACUUCAUAUCUAAUGAAACCGUUUCGUAUCUGUCUAUAUGCUUUAGGUAAUGCAGAUAUAGCGAGGCUAAUGAUAGCGCAUGGAGCCUUGCUAGAGGCCUUUGACCUCCAGUUCGGUACCCCGCUACAUGCUGCCUGUGCCAAGGAGCAUGUGGACUGUGCCAGGGUGCUGCUCAAAGCAGGUGAGGAUGGGGACGAAGAGGGAAACAAAUCUCUCAGGCGACUGCUGUAUUCAUAUGACUAACUAUACAGUGUUUAUGAAUACGUUUUACAUACAAGUAUUUGUUAUACUGAGCGGACACUGGAAUUUCAUUCACAAAUCUGCCACUAAGCCACAUUUUCCAGAGAAAAUGUAAUAUCGACUGUAAACAGAAUGUGUUUUCUGUCCAGGUGCCAAGGUGAAUGCAGCUAAGUUCCAUGAGACGGCUCUCCACCAUGCUGCCAGAGUAGAGAUGGUGGACAUGAUUGAGUUACUGGUGGACUUUGGAGGCAAUGUGUAUGUCACAGACAACGACAACAAAAAGCCCAUAGACUACACCAAGCCUGGCUCUCCCUCUGAACAAUGCUUACAGUAUUAUCAAAGUAAGUCUUGAGGCAAUAGUAUUUUCCUUUUGGGAUUCCAUCCCUGUAUGUGACUUUCGUUAGAGUCAUUGUGCGUGUGAUUAUCUCCAGGUACUCCUCUGAGUCUGCAGCAACAUAGCAGAGUGGCUCUGAGGAUGUUGCUGGGUACCAGAGCUCUGGAGGUUGUAGGUCAACUGAACAAAUCUCAACGUACCAUCAGCUACAUUCUCUGCCUUAUUAUGAACUGAAUCAUGGAUGGAUUCCCAAAGGAAUAUCAGAAAAAGGACAAAGCGUGAAUACUAAGCUGGGACAUCUCAUCUUCUUCUGCAUAUGUUUUGCUUACUGUGGGACACACCUACAAUAUGAUGCGAUGUAUUACUGUGUUAUAAGCAGUAACAAUAAAUUGUACAAUACAUUUCAAGAAGGCCUGCUACAAUUAUGUUAUAAUAUGCUAUACAGAUGAACCCUUGUUUUAGUAUGGUUAGGGAAAAUAAAGCCAAACAACUUCAGUCCUCUACUUUUGCAGUAAUAUUAAUAUUUUGACAAAACAUUUGCACUACAACUCCCAGCAUGCCCUCAAACGCACGCAAAGUUCAUGUCAAAACCAGUCACGUGAUAUGUCAGUGCCGCAUGUAAACACAGUUCAAGUGUGUUUACUUCUCGUGGGACAUAAUUUACAGUUUUUCAACAUAAAACGUGAUUUGACCAAAUUAUGGAGGUUGAAACUGCCAGACCAUACUUCUUUGGAGACAUAGGUGCGUAUGAAAGCAUUUCGGCUCCUUGAAAUUGUACGCUAGCUAGCAUUCAUUUGGUUACUGCAUGCCAUAGCUAGGUAAUUAACGUUAGCUAGCAAGCAUGUGUUCAUUAUAUAACAGCAACGUAAACCAGCUACAUAUGUGCCAUGUUGUGUUUUAGUCUAUAUAGAUUGUCAUGUAAAGGUUUACGAUGGCAAAAUGUGAUGUCAAUGCCAGAGACUAUCUAGCAUGCACUCACCUAGCGCCGGCUGAUUAUGUUGCAAUAGGUAUUAUCUUGCUAUUUGCUCUCUGGCUGUUGACUGUGUGUCUUGCCCCAGGCUGCUGGUCGGAGAGGACCGACAUGUUGCCCAGCUGCAGCAGCUCAUCCAGAGCGGAGCCUCUGUCAACAUAGUGGCUGUGGACUCCAUCACCCCCCUCCAUGAGGCAUGUGAAAUGGGGCAGACCCAGUGUGUCAGGCUGCUACUGGAUGCUGGAGCACAGGUGAGACUGUCACUAAGUUGAGGGAGAGAGAGAUAAGAGAAAUAUCGGCAAUACAUGAGGCAGGAUAGCCAUAUGACUAAGAAGAAUACAGGAUUGUCAACCCACACUCUAGUCAUAUCGCAGGAGAAAGGUGUGACCCAGACUCAACACAGGUUAAAGAUAGAGACAAGAGAAAGUAAUUUGUUCUUUACAGGUAGUUAGGAUAUGUAUAAUGGCUGUGUUGUUCUGUAGGUGGAUGCCCGUAACACGGACGGUAGCACCCCUCUGUGUGAGGCCUGCUCGGUCGGGAGCUUUGACUGUGUGAGGAUGCUGCUGGAGCAUGGGGCCAAGGUGAACCCCACCCUCUCUUCCCGGACCACCUCACCCCUACACGAAGCCUGCAUGGGGGGUAAGUGUGUGACAGGUGUAGAAUGAGUGUGCAUCAAGAUUGUUUGAGAACGGGUGACAGUCUGUUCUUGUGUCUCAGGUAAUGCUGACGUUGUGAAGAUCAUGAUCGCUAAAGGUGCCAGUCUGGAGGCAUAUGACCUGUACUAUGGGACCCCACUACAUGUGGCAUGUGCCAACGAACACACAGACUGUGUCAAGGCGCUACUCAACGCAGGUCAGCACUAGAGAAUAGUCUAGAGAAUAGCAUUAUCUAACAACAAAUUAUCUGAUUGUGAAGAAGAAGAUCACAAUGACGAUAAACCUGAAUAGAGAAUAAAUCCCUGGGUUUGAGGUCCCAACUCUGGAGUGCACCUUUAGUAAUAACCUCUUUUGUGUGUCAUUUGCUUCCUCAGGUGCCAAAGUGAAUUAUGCUCGGCUGCACAAGACGGCCCUGCACCAUGCUGCUAAAGUGAAGAGUGUAGACAUGAUCGACCUGCUGGUGGAGUUUGGGGCGAACAUCUACGCCAAAGACAAAAACGAUAAGAAGCCCAUUGACUACAUCGAACCCGGCUCUCCCGCUGCACUCUGCUUAGAGUUUUAUGAAAGUAAGUCACAGUGUGAGAGAGGUUUUUAUACUAUAGUUACCAGUUAUAAGCAAUAGACACGUACUGCACCCAUAUGUUUUUGUGGAUUUCUAAGCAAUGUCACAGUGUCACCAGAAGGUGGUGCCCAUUGCUCAUUUUUUAGGAUAAAAAAGUAACAGAUAGUGGAAAAGUAAAUAAUGAAAAUAAAAUAAAAACAUGAUGUUGAUCAUGUUGAACCCAUCAAAAACAGCUGUUUGAACACUUCUUAAUUGGUACACAAUACUUGGGUGAAGGUAGAUUCAAUUACUUCCUGGUAUGGGACCUCCUAUGUGUGUAUGCACGUGCACAUUUUCUUUUUAAUUAUAGAUUGACAUAUACAGUAUAAUCCCUAUUAAUUUAAUAGGAUCUCUGUGGUUCUAGUAGUAAAGAGUUGUCAUUUAACUUAACUAAAAUGUAUUACCUUUUAAUGUGGCAUAAACACAACCAGUCAUGAUGUUUUCAUCUGAUGUCAAACCAUAAAAGGCUCAUGUAGGCUACACUCACGCACGUUUGUCCGCUCACAAAUUAAUUCCAGCACCCAAACAGUGAUCUGUGCACCCCCCAUUUUAUGAAUGGAAAGAAACAUCUGUUAAAACACCAAAAAGUGUAAUGACAUUCUACGAUUGUCAUUGUGCCUACACUUGUAGCCUGAAUUGAUGCGUCUACUUGUAGCCUGAAUUGAGGUCCGCGCGCAAGUCUUGGCCAGUCAUCUCUACCUUGGAAAAAAUGUCAGUGAUCUCGUCGAACCACACCGCAUUUUGGAGCCACCCAUUUUCAAGUCCAUUCGCUAAUUUUUCAUGCGGCUGAUGUGGUCAUGAUAAAAAUGUUGUAAAAGCCUACAGUUUUCGUGUCAUUUUGUUUUAAUUAUUGUGAUAGGCUCAUGUUUUACCGGUACGGCGUAUCCCCACUAUUUCUUUAUUUGGGACUCAAUACCGUACCGUACCAGCUUACUUUAACCCCUGACGAUACUCAGUCUUACGUCAGAAAGAUAUUUCUCCAGUAUUUUUAACAUAGGCUAAGUCCAUCUGUCCUGUCCCUCAAGUUAAUGUCUCUCCUACUCAUGUUCCCUGGGGCUCAUCAAUUAUUACUGGUCUAUAACAUUCAGCUAAGCUACGGGUCGGUAACUGACGAUGAGACCCAAACCCAGACAGAUUCCUCUGCCACAGAGCCACUCGUGGAAUGUGCGACCAGGUCUGUGUGAGAAGCCACACAGCAACAGUAUCCUAGGCAUCAGACACAGACACCUCUUGGGAGGAAAAAAUAAAAUGUUAUUUUAUUAAGUGCAAGGACAUUGUGACAUACAGCUUUAAACAUUUGCUCAACACAUGUUUUGUUGAGUUAUGCAAGCAAACUACAACAUAAAAUCACUGCUCAGAAGCUCCAGUCUUUAAAGAUACUAAAGAGGACACAUAUCUCUGACUGUGUAUUGACACUUUAAUACUCUAUUUCUGUGUUCUAUAUGUUGUGGAUAGAGCCUACAUCUCCCAUAAACCCUUGUGAUUGUCUGCCUGUAGGUACUCCAUUGAGUCUGCAGCAGCUGAGCAGAGUGGCCCUGAGGACGAUGUUGGGUAUCAGAGCUCUGGAGGUCGUAGUUCAACUGGACAUACCAAAGCAAAUCAUUAGCUUCCUCUGUUACCACUGACCCUGACACCAUUAUCUUACUAAGGAGAAGGAAGGAAGCUCAGAGACUGAAACCUUUCAAUCAAACAUCACAAUUAUCAAAAUGCUACAGUCUGAACCUUAGAUACCACUAGAUUAGAUGCAUAAAAAUAAUAUGCAUACAGCAAAGCACAGGUUUCCAAAUGUACAAACCAACAGUAUUUUUAAGCAGAGCUCUUUUCUCUUUGAUGUCUUCAGAAUGUGUGCCAUAUCAACACAUUCGAUACAUAUUUAAAUAACAGAAGCAUAGGAGGUUUUAAUGGGGACUUUUCAGAUACAUUUUAUUCUUAGAACUUCCAUAUCCUGUACACCUACAUAAAAGACAAAUGGAGACCCUCAGGGAAAACGAGGAAGAGGGGGAGAGGAGAAAAGAAAUGGAGGAGAGGAAGUGAUUUUGGCAGCUUAUCCUGUCCACUCUGCAACACCAGCUGUGGACACUACACCAGCAUCUUAGUCGCCAUGACAAUGCGGCAGCAACACAACCAUUAGCAACACAUCCCAGAUCUCCGAUACAUCCUCAGGAAUGAGAAACGGUGUUGCAGCAGGAGGAUGAGCAGCGUUCCUGUUGACACUCUCCAGAUGACACUGUGUAUCCCAGAUUCCUCCCUGACAUCGGAACAGAAACCACACCUGACAACUGGAUGUGUUUGAGUCGGACGUUGUGGAAUCCAGGCAACAGAGAAGCACCAUGGAAAACUAUCCUGCUUUUUUACUGUUAGCGUCUCUGAUCUGUUGCAUCCGCUAUAGCUGAGACGUCCCAGACCUGAAUACAUUGUCUGUUUUUGGGGUGUGGGAUGAGGGUGAUGUAUGGAUUCCUCAGAGUUACACGAUGUCUCUUAGGUCACUGUAUUGGUACUGUUGUUGUUUGACAUAAUCCAUCUUAAUAAUGGGAACAGAGGAAUAUGUCUGUUAUUAUCAACAUGAAGUCUAUGUAAGGCAAUGUGCAUUAAAUCACAAAGUGUGUUUAUAAAAGAUUAUGACCUAUUUAAUCUCACCCCACUGGGCACACUACCUAAUUUCAGUGUGGAUAAUUGGGUAAUAUUUGGUUGAGAUUACAACCUAUAUUAACCCACUCAAAAAGACAGCCAAAAGUUAGUUGAAUUUCUAAUGUUUUAUCACUGCUUUCAACCAUCUAAAUUCCAAUGGAAAAACAAUGUUAAUUUUUGGUUUAGUUGUCACCCAAAUGUUUAUCACUGCGCUUUCAACCAUUUAAAAGCACAGCAAAGCUCAAAUGAGAAUACAAUGUCAGAUAUUGAUAUAUCACUGUGCUUAAUCUAAUAGCAGAACCAAAUGACCUGGAUUGCAGUUGAGAUUACA